AUGGAUCCAGUGAGCAUCCUGAGCCUGGUAGGAGUAUGUUGGACGAUUGCAGCGCGGGCGGCAAGCAUCGGCACCGACAUCAAGACCGUCAAGAACCUUUUCAAAGAAGGAUCUAACACGACUCAGGAAAUCGACCAGCUUGAUGCUCAGGUACAGACACUUGACCUUACCGCCAGUCGGCUUGCCGAUUGGCUCAGACAUGGAACGUCACAAGCGAUUUCCACUGAUGAAGCGGCUCGUCUGCUUGAAAGCCUUCGAGCGUACGACAUGGGCACCGCCCGCAUCCAAGCGCACAUUCUCAAUGUCAGGAAUGGCGCGGAGAGUGUGGGCUUUGGUGGCAAAGUACGACAUUGGUGGUAUGAGAACGACCUGAAGAAAGACCAGGCUGUCCUCUCGCGUCAGAUCCAAGCCAUGUCAUUCAUGGUUCAGACAUUCUGCCUACCCGUCACGGAACGAGCCCCACUCAUGCUGUCCGGCAGCGAAUGUUCAGAAUUCUUAGAGCAAGCAAGGGAGGACGUCUCGUCCCUUGGGUUUGUGUACGGUCUCUCUUCCGCGAGCGAUCUACACGGACCCGUGCACGAGCAUGAGCGAAUGGAUACAGCUAUACCCAUCCCGGUGAGGCCUGGGGCGUGGACUCGAGCUCCGCUCAAGAAGAACGGGACUGGAAAGAUGCCGCAGAAACAACAAGCUACUGGACCCAGAGCUCCAAUCCACACCCCAGGAGAAGCCUAUUCUUACGAGCAAAGGCUGGCGGACAGUCGCUUGUACCAGAAACGAAACGGGACUUUCCCGAUUGAGCCGAAAGUGGAGAAAAGGAUUCAAGCACUCGAGCACACGGUAGCUCGGCUGAGGACGUAG
Molecule: messenger RNA, 858 nt
Organism: Recurvomyces mirabilis
Lineage: Eukaryota; Fungi; Ascomycota; Dothideomycetes; Mycosphaerellales; Teratosphaeriaceae
Exons: 2
Coding region: 1-858 (285 amino acids)
Source: RefSeq, a predicted model, not a curated record